Helianthus annuus (common sunflower) is the source of this 528-nucleotide messenger RNA. RefSeq lists its product as uncharacterized. The transcript has a single exon. The record is from RefSeq and is a predicted model, not a curated record. Bases 1 to 528 code for a protein of 175 amino acids. Lineage: Eukaryota; Viridiplantae; Streptophyta; Magnoliopsida; Asterales; Asteraceae.
AUGACAGGUUCAAACUCCACCCCUCCCGUUACUAUUGAAUCAAAGAUUCACCCUGCUACAACCAUUACCAACAUCAAAAACCUUAUCCCUAUUACUCUCGAAAUCGACUCCGGUCAAUACAAUUCUUGGGCCACUCUCUUCAAACUACACUGCAAAGCUUUUCUUGUUUACGAUCAUCUUUCUCGCAAACCUGAAACUACCUCCUCUUCCACCGAAACCAACAAACCUUCGAAUGAUUGGAAGCGUUUGGAUGCCAUUGUCUUGCAAUGGAUUUACAGCACGAUCUCUAACGACCUCUUGCAUACCGUUAUUAACAAGACCGCCACCGCGUACAAUGUUUGGGUUGCCAUCGAAAAUCUAUUUCAUGACAACAAAAGCGCCCGUGCCAUUCAUCUUAUGCAUAAAUUCUCCAACACGAGGCUUGACGGUUUCCCCAACGUGUCCGCGUAUUGCCAAGAACUCAAAGUCUUGGCCGAUCAACUAGCCAAUGUAAACGCCCCUGUGGACAACGAUCGGCUCGUACUUUAG